This is a messenger RNA of Protopolystoma xenopodis, 290 nucleotides long. Lineage: Eukaryota; Metazoa; Platyhelminthes; Monogenea; Polystomatidea; Polystomatidae. The record is from the annotation of a GenBank genome assembly.
CUGGAGGAACUGCUAUGUUAUUAUUUAAUUGUACAUUCGGAAUAUUUCGAUCCUUAGACGAGCAACCCUGUGAUGCUUCAACGUAUGCUUUAGUUUUUGGUCAUCCUAAAGUUUAUUUUUUGCUAUUGCCUGGCGUUGCCAUGUCAUGUCACAUUUGUAUUGACUUGAUAAAUUCAGAGGCUCCUUGUGGCUAUCUGGAAGAAGGCAAUCUUUCAUUACCCAUUCUAGCCUCUUGCCCCCUGGCUAGUCUGGCCUUAGGGUCCCGACUCCGAGUCCCUUCCAAACACUAA